AUGUCAACGGCGUUCGAAUUCGAUAUCGGCUCCUUCAGAGGGAAGCCAAAUUAUCUUAUGCGCUCUAAGAAAGGCUUUUGUUGGGACAACUUACCUCCGUCCUUACUAGAGCUGGUAACUUUAGAAGGCAUGGCAGAAGCCGUGGAGGCCUACGCGCUUGGUCCUAAUGGCCUUUACUGGUUUCAGUAUGCUAAUGAAAACGGUGAAAUAUCAAUAGCAACCGCGCCUGGUCUUUGGAGGUAUCUAAAAUGCGACGAUAACACUGGGCCGACGAUUAAUCGACUUGAGUUUGGUCAAUUGCAGACAUACUGGAGCACUUAUUGUUGGGCUGGAGAGGGAGAGGGAGAGGAACAAGUGCUGAACCAGAGCAUUCAUUACAACAAUCUGCCCCUGGGGUUGAUCAACCAAAUCACGGAGCUGAGUAACCAGGGAUUGCUCACUGAAUACUCGGACAUUGGGUUCUUGGCGAUGGGGAAGGAUAACUCCUGGAUAUUGGAAAGUAAAGGAUGGAUCUGGUCAGAAGGGAUAGAUCCCGGACUCUUGGCGGCACUUCAGGAGGUAGACGAGAGCGUUAGUGCGGUGAAUGUCAGGCUCUCAACAGUGCAAACAGACUGCUGGUGGAUUGAGUAUAGUGAUGGCAGUACUUACUUUCAGGUGCCGGCGCAUUGGAACGGAGACAUCACUGAAUAUGCGUCGCUGCAAUAUGCGCUGAAGAAACAACCGCGGACGGCGGCGAGCGUUGGGAGAAGUCUUGCACAUAUAGCAGUUCUGGCCGCAUGGCUGUCUCGGCAUUCAGGGGAACGGGUGUAUUGA
Morchella importuna is the source of this 813-nucleotide messenger RNA. RefSeq lists its product as uncharacterized. The record is from RefSeq and is a predicted model, not a curated record. The transcript is spliced from 6 exons. NCBI's taxonomy places the organism in Eukaryota, Fungi, Ascomycota, Pezizomycetes, Pezizales, Morchellaceae. Bases 1 to 813 code for a protein of 270 amino acids.